UCAUGUCGAAUAAUGUAAAGAGCUUUUCAGUGGGAUAUAAUCCCAUUAACAAGAGCAAUAUUUUCGCCAGUGGCAAUCAAAUCACAGGACAGAUUACAUUGGAACUGGAAAAAGAAUGUAAAAUAGAUUCACUCAGUGUAAAGCUGAAGGGAAAAGCAGAAGUCAGUUGGACUGAAAAUUAUGGAAGAACAACUGUAAGGUACCAUGCCAAGGACAAGUACUUCAGUAUCAAGCAGUUUAUCAUUGUGGAGGGCCGGGGUAAGUCAUCUACUUAUGUCAUUCAAUUUGAAACAACCUAUUACGAUCUUGUUUACCGGGGCUGCCAUGUGUACCCAUUCACCUUUCUGAUCCCUGCACAAGACCUACCAUCGUCCUUCAAAAACUCAAGAGGAAAGAUUGUGUACACACUGGAAGCAAAACUGAGCAGGUCAAUGAGAAUAGACAGCAAAGCUAAGGCGAAGUUCACCCUCGUCCAUAAUGGGAACCUAAAGAGUGAUCCAUCACUGAUGACUCCACAGCACAGUAACACAGAGAAGAAAAUGAAGCUCUUUACAUCGGGAGCCGUAGGCAUGGAUGUAAAUAUUAACCGGACAGGAUUCCACCAAGGAGAAGGAAUAAAGGUUGUGGCCUCCAUUCAUAACAAAUCAUCUCGUGAGAUUAGGCCCAAGUACUGUUUGUAUAGGAAGUACAGUUACUUUGCAAAGGGGAAGAGGAGAGUUGAAACCAAAGACAUCCUGAAAGAGGUGGGCGACGCCAUCCCGCCAUCUGCAGGUCAGACCGUCACCAGGAUCAUCACCAUCCCUCCCACCACGGGUAUGUCCAUCUUAAACUGCAGGGUCCUCAAAGCAGAGUACAGGCUCAGGGUCUAUCUGGAUGUCAAAUACGCUUCAGACCCAGAGAUCAAGUUCCCCAUCGUCGUUCUGCCGGCUCUACAGGAGCCUGAUGGGGAGGAUGUGCCUGCUUAUCCUACCUUUGGAUUUGAAGCAUUUGCAAGCUCAGACAUGCCAGGAGGAGCAAGCUUCCUACAAAAUCCAACUGCCUCAGGCCCUUCUGCUCCACCUCCACCCUAUGGGACUUAUGGGAUGUACCCCUCUUUGAUGGAUUUCAAUGGAAGAAGCUCAAAAUAAAUUUAGAGGGCACAGUGCUCUUUUUAAAUUCACAGUAUGAGACAUGACUCUAAAUUAGGAAUUACUGCAACAAGGUAUAGUAUAGUAGUAUAACACAUUUGUGCUUAAUCCUUGUUGUCCAGGUAAAAUGGCAAGAAUGGUGACACUGAAACAAUGUCUUUUUUUAAAUAUUUAGAAUAUUUAUAAGAAUGAUUUCAAUUUAAUAAAUUAAGGAACGAGGGGCAUUGAUCAGCUCCUGUAUGAUGACUAUGACUACAUGGCCAGUAAAUUACUACACUUGAUCUCAUGGUUUUGUCGUUGUAGAUUAUGCCACAAAGAAUGUGGAUUUAGAUAUGCUUAAAUAAGCAAUAAAUAUAAAUUAGCAUAAUCUACUUUACCACAGAGAAAAUGCAGUUUUCAGUAUUUCUGGUGUCUGACAACAGAAUACUUACAUGACAAAUGUGUACUUUCAAAACUAUAAUAACUUUGUAACAGAUGGAUUUCUGAAUAUGUAAUCUAACCUCUUUGCCACCAGCUACAGUAUAUGUAAAUCAGAACCGUGGAAAAAGAGGAUCUGACAAACAGGAGCACUCUAAAAGAGAUACUGCGUACUUUUUAAUCCCUUACUCUCCUUAUAUCUCUGUGUAGAAAUGGAACUGGAAUAGUAAAAAUCCCGUAUGGAAAAAUUCCACGAGAUAGAGAUCAGUCACGAGAUGCACUUGGUCACAAGAUGUUGCCAUACUCUAUUGUCACCAGUGAGCCUGAACGUUUGACAUGUGUACUUUC
Molecule: messenger RNA, 1892 nt
Organism: Morone saxatilis (striped sea-bass)
Lineage: Eukaryota; Metazoa; Chordata; Actinopteri; Moronidae
Product: arrestin domain-containing protein 2-like
Exons: 6
Coding region: 3-1127 (374 amino acids)
Biological process (GO): protein transport
Cellular component (GO): cytoplasm; plasma membrane
Source: RefSeq, a predicted model, not a curated record